AUGUCUUUCAUAGAAGGUACCAUGAUCCCUCUCAGGUGGUUUUCUGCUAACGCAACUGUCACAGAUGAGCAACACAACUUAAUACGCAACCAGUGGCCUGCGAAGAUUGUGGAAGUGUGCAGAAUUUUGUGGGCUGAAGAACUACAAGAUUGGCAGCACAUGCCGGCAGAAUAUGACAGUGUCUGCCUUAGUGAUCUGGAACGUGUCACGAAUGCCGUGCAUCAUAUCACUUUGACGUCAAAAGGCAACAACCAACCCUGGAUAUCAACCCAGUUGGCAAUCAAUAAUAUUCAACGCCUCAUUCAUGCAACCUUGACGUCCCAAAAAGCAAGUGUUAAUCUAGAAGAUCUGGAUCAAGGGGACCUGUACAUUGGCCACCGGGUGUUCACAAAGGCAAGUAUCACAUUACACUCCCGUUGCUUGGCUAAUGAAAAAAGCGAACAGGUGACUGAUGAAAAUGAGCACCAACAAGAAAUAAAGGAUUGUACCGAUGAUCGCUCCACAGCUGCUAUUUGUGGCGACUUCGUAGAUGUUGGCAUCAGCUUUCAAAUAGCGUACAAGAAAGCCCACAAUGGUCAUAAGUACUUUAAAUACCACCUGGUCUUGACCCACGUUCUGCAGCUCAUACCUGUUAGGGUGUUGAAUGAGCUCUGUCCGACUAAAUCUGUACGGCAAGAACAAGACACUGAAAUGCCGAACAAGCCUGUUCAACGCAUUGUCCUGUUUGGACCAACAUUCUUAUCAGCUGCUGAGGAAUCCAAGCAAAUGGAAGUGUCUGAGGACUUGAUUGUUGACUGUACAUUGAAAGGACACCGCACAAUCAAACGAACACUGACUAUGGCACCAUCCGAAAACAAGUGUAAAGUGGUUGACGAGUCUCCAACUCCAUCUCCUCCGAAGAAACCGAGAUCCAGCAAUAAUAUCAUUGCCGAUGACAAUGAGGAUGGUGAAUUAACGCUUGACUCAUCACAACCUUUAGAGUACGCAAGCACUACUCAGGAAUAUGGACCUAGCGACAACAUGAAUGUUGUCUUGGACCAGGAGAUGUUAAACGAACUGGAUACUGCUACACGGAACCAAGUGACCAAACUCGCUAUGUACAGCAAUGCCAAAGCUCACACAUACGUGUUAGACAAGAUGCCUGAGCAAGGGCUUGAUUGGGGUGUACGAGCAAAAUUUGCAGAUAAGAGCAGCAUCCUCUGCCACGCAGGAGGCAUCAAUCCAGCUGUGGUAUGGGUGACAGGACAAGUUUCAGGCUUAUGGUUCUUCGACAAAACAGGCGGACCCUCUGAGCGUGUAGCGAUAACGGUGGUUCCAUUUUCGGUGGAUGCAGCCGGUAUAGCAAGGAAGAUGCUGUCCUUGAGAUCUACCCCACAGCUUGAUAUCACUGAAACUAGCUGGAGCGCAAUUCAGUUUCCUCGUUGGCAAAAUACACGAGUGCCAGCGAAUCUCAAGAAUCAAGAUGUGGUCGUUAUUGAAGCCUGGGUAACCCGUUACAGAAAGAAAGACGGAUCUGCCAAACCUGCUCCUGCCGAAGCCCAUAAGUGGGUGAACUGGGUGGCCAAAUUCAAGCUGCAGAAAACCACUACACCAUCAGAAACAGAUCUCCUAGCUGAAAUUGACAAGACCUUGUGCCGCAACCCUUGUCAAGGCACUGCAACAAUACUGAAAAAACUCAAAGCGGAACACACCCUGCAUGGACAAUUGGUAAAAAGGAUAGCAUCUGGUGCUGUCAUCCAUAGUUACGAAGCCAUACAGAGCCUGGAAGACAUUGUCACUGCAAUUAGGCCUCUUUCACUACAAUCAAAUGUAUUCAAUCCAGAUGUCCUUGCCGAAUUGACAUUGCUAAUGGAUUGGAAAACUAUCACCCCGCUCUGUCAAUUCUACGAUCGAGACCAGAGCAUCGCAGAUUGGUGGUAUGAAGCAUAUUAUCAAGACAUCACAGCCCCACCAUCCAAAAUGAGGCCGAACACCAUCGCAACCUGCAUUGCUGCAAAAAAAAAUGAGCGGGUGACAUCGGGUCCCUUCGUGAUCAUGAAAAACUGCCCCCAAAACACUGUAAACUUUAUUACUCCCACUUUCAAUAUGAACAAUCUGGCCCGCACCAUAUGGUAG
Molecule: messenger RNA, 2115 nt
Organism: Serpula lacrymans var. lacrymans S7.9
Lineage: Eukaryota; Fungi; Basidiomycota; Agaricomycetes; Boletales; Serpulaceae
Exons: 12
Coding region: 1-2115 (704 amino acids)
Source: RefSeq, a predicted model, not a curated record